Molecule: messenger RNA, 11506 nt
Organism: Pecten maximus
Lineage: Eukaryota; Metazoa; Mollusca; Bivalvia; Pectinida; Pectinidae
Exons: 2
Coding region: 534-4454 (1306 amino acids)
Biological process (GO): potassium ion transmembrane transport; stabilization of membrane potential
Cellular component (GO): membrane
Molecular function (GO): potassium ion leak channel activity
Source: RefSeq, a predicted model, not a curated record
GGUAAUACACGCGCGCGGAAUUAGCACCGACAGUCGAUAUAACUAACUCUACAUGCUUGCACGGCCGGUCUGCUGCAGGAGAGAGUUAGUGUGUAUAUUUACAGAUGGCGUGCGUGGAGAAUACAUCAGGACACAAUUCUAUCGCACGAGGCUACCUUCUCCGCUACAGUCGCGAUGGGAAACCAUGCUUUGGUACAACAGUUGUGAAUACAUAAAUAUGAAGAUGUGUGUUGUGGACAGACUUUCUGAAGUUAUUUAUGGAUAAAAUUGGCAAUAAAUAACAAUUAACAACGUCACACAUUUGUUUAUAACGGUUCUAAAAUGUGAUGUAUUUUUGCCAACGAUAAAAAAGGAUUUUCUGAAAUUGUGGAAACGGAACCUAUAAGUGCUUCAUGGACACAUUUCCAAUAGUAUUAGGAACCUUUCCUACCUGGAGACUGUAAGUAAUGGUGUGCUACACUAUAUGUUAUCAAGCUAGUACUGACUUACAGUGAUUGAUUCCGACUAACCUAAAUGUAGUCCCCUCUAACAGAAUGAAGAACGACGAUGAUGAAACUGAACAAGCGACCAAAUCAAAACGGAGGAAAGGUUCAAAGAAGAAAGAAAAGAAAAAGAAAGACGCUGGAAAGGAAAAUGAAUCUAAACCUGGGAAAGGAAAUGACACAGACGAAGUCUUUGUCGCAAGCAAUUGCGAAAACAACGAAAGCGUGUCUACCAAGGAGCAAACGACGCGAUUAGAAGACAGUAGUGAUAAUGGUGUUGAAAACAGGCCUAAAAAUGAGGGCGUUAACACGUUGCCAAGGACAACGCGUUCAAGAAGUUCGUCAGAACGCCGGAGUUUUAAAAAUCUUUUUCGUAAACCAAAACUCCAAAAACAACGAUCCCAGAGUACAGGUGGAUUACAAGACAAUGCAGAAAGUGACGGGAAUUUAGUGACAACAUUAAGCGGGGACAAUGCCUCCCCGCCGGAUAAAAAAACAAUUGGAGAAUUUGGAUUGUCCGACAAAUCAGAUUCUGUAGCUGAUCCGAGGAAUAAGCUGAAACGUAUGACUGUUGGAGAGGCAAAGAAAGUAAAAAGUACGAGUAAGUCUCCGGUUAGUGAGUUAUCGCCCAUGGAUAAAUUCAAUUUAAAACCUACAUUGGAAAGUUUAGGGAAAUCAGAGUCCAUGGAAUCACAUUCAUCCUCUCUACCAGAUCUCACUAAUAUUGAGAGUUCAAUAUCAUUUUCGAAAACGGACGAAGAUAAAAAAGUGUAUAAAAGGUCAGUGAGUGCAGAUAUGGGACGUCGGAAGAAAGUGAAUCAUACAGCAGUAGAUUCUGAUGAAAAAGUAAAAAAUGAAAAACAACUUGAAAACAAAAACGAUCCUUCUGAUACAUCUCAGGCAGUUCCCAGUACUGUUCCGUUAUUAAACAUGGUUAACAACAGUGCAUCUAUCGAUGAAAGGAAUGAUGAAGUGAAAAGCCCGAAAGCAUUAUCUACACCACACUCGUCUAUAUCAAACGAGUCAUCCCCUUAUUCUGUCCGUACUACCGGUAACCGUGAUACUAAUCCAAGUACCUCUCCUUGCUCUGACCCCAUUGAUGCAAAACAACUUGAAAAGAAUCGCAAAGAAUCGUUCUCGAAUUUCAUGAAUCUUAGUCAGACUCUACCUCUCCAUUCCGGUUCAUCAGGAGUUAGAUUAUUUAAACAAAAUAGCGCCGAGGAAUGUGAUGCAAAAAGUGAUACUGGGACAGUUCCUAUACCGGAAGCGGAACUGAAUCCAAAAGGUAAGAUUCCAGCGCCUUUGAUUCUUGCAAAAUCUAAAAAUGAGGAAGACGUUAUUGUCGAAACUGUGAAAACGCCUAAAAUCAUAAAUAAUGAUAAAGUUGACAAUGAUAAAGACAAUGCAGAGGAAAAGAGAACAAAACCUAUUUCCAAACAAAACAUUAAAUCUCUACCAGCCUCACAGGGCAGUGAUAAUGUAACAGCAUGGCUGACUAGUUCUCAGGACACGAUAAAAAGGGAGAAAAGAGGAUUAAAACUAAGCGACAGUGCUGCUCAUAUCGAUGAAAAGAAAGACACAGACUCUGAUUUCAGUAAAACUGUGUCAGGUGAGAGAGGUAGAAAUGUUUGUGAUCAGAAAGAAAGUAAGAAGCUCUCAAGGGGCACAUAUAAAUCACCUCGACGAUUUAGUGGCCGGAGUUUACCAAGGAGCAAAGCUAAGGAAUUGAGAGAAAAAGAAUCCAAAGAUAUGGAAAAACAAGGAGAAAUAUACGUAGACAAAGAAUAUGACAAAGGGAGACCUGACUCAGAAAAAGAACAGAAACCAAAAGAGGAAGAACAAGAAUUACAAAAAGAAUUUAAGAGAAAAUCUGGUAUUGCUUCUACUCCAGACAUUCCCAAAGGCCUUGCGCUACCAUCCGAAUCACCAAAGAGUGUAAAUAAUACCAACAAUUUGUGGGGAAAAAUAAACAAAGGAAAUGUUGCUAAACCUUUAGUGUACACUACGGGAACUCAAUCCGAAAUGGGGGACAAUGAGAAACAAAAAGGCAACACGCCUAUAUCUAGAAGUGUUCAAACAUCUCUGGAAAGUUUGAAGUUUGAUAAAAAAGAGGAACCGUUAAUAGGCAAAGCGGUAAAAGUGAGUCUUCGUGACACCGCUGAGGGUAUUAUGAAGAAAACGUACCAACCGAAUGUGGGGUUUGCAGAUGAACAAGGUAAAAAAGAUGACAAACAUACUACAUCAAAAGAUGUCCAAGAUAAAACUAAACGAAAGUCAUCUCGAAACUCUAGUUCCGAUAGUGAUAUGGCAAUUGAUAUUUCUGAAAUCGAUGAUUACUCAGUUUUUAAAACUCCCGAAUCAACUCCGGCUUUAAAGCGGAAAAGACUACCACCUCUAAGUGAAAUUCAAACGCUACAAGCAGAGGUUCAAAAGGACUGUGACACACCUGAUAGUGCCCCUAGACUGUCUGGUAUACUUAAAAAUACAACGGAAGACCCAAACAUAAAAGCAGAUUAUGCUAAAGGAGACGAAAAAGAAGAGGCCACACAAAAACCUCCAAAAAAGCUUUCUCUUAUGGACAUUAUAACUAUGAAAAGACGACUUUCAAAGCACCGAAAGCAAUCAGAGUUAUCUAAGAGACGUCCAAGUAAGCGUUCAAUCAAGUCAUUGGAUAAAGCAGACUUGAAAGACAAGACAAAAUCUCCGGAGAAAAAAUCAGAUACAUCGGAUAAAAACGACGAACCAGAUGUUAAAGUUGACACCAAGGUUAUCAUAGAAAAUGAGACUAACAUUAGUCUUAGUAAACUGGCCUUGCUGCAGGAAACAGAUAUUGUUGAUGAUGUCAUUGAUUUAAGCGAUGAUUUACCUAAAAAGCACAUUAAGUUUGAGCCAGGUGAUGAACCAGUGGCCUCGGAUGAACCUCUUGACGAUGAACCUGCGUUGCCACCUAAUCCUCGUCAUUUAGCGACAAGGCGGGAAAGUCGGAUGCUAGAAAAACGUCGGAAAGUAAUAACAUGUUGUAAGCAGUUUAUAGCGUUCCUAUUUUCCCAUAUAGGAUUGUGUUCUCUCGUGGUAGCUUAUUCCAUUCUCGGCGGCUUCAUUUUCCAAGCUCUCGAAGCUCCAUUUGAGCAACAGACAAGAAUUCACGUGAAAAAGGAAAGGGAGACCGCCAUAAACCAAAUUAUGCAACUAGCAAUUGAAUUAGAAAUGAACAAGCGCAGUCGGGAUAAUUUUACCACAGAGGUGAACACACUUCUUGUGCAUUUUCAAUCGGAAGUGUAUAAAGCCACGGAAAUGAAUGGUUGGAACAACAAAGACGAACAAAGCGAAUCUGAAUUGCAGUGGUCUUUUGCAAGUUCUCUUCUGUUCGCUAUCACUGUGAUGACAACUAUUGGUUAUGGUCACGUGGCUCCUAAGACCGAUUAUGGUAGGAUCGUCACCAUUGGUUACGCUGUGCUUGGAAUACCUCUGACAUUACUGUGUCUUACAAAUAUAGGUGACCUUAUGGCCACAGGGUUCCGAAUGCUAUAUGCUAAAGUUUGCUGUGGUGUGUGUUGUGUGUUGUUCAGUCCGACGAAACGUCGUCUACCAGAUCCAGAAAAAGGCAUCGAAGAGGAAAUGGUUGUCCAAGGAGAGACAAAAUCACCAGGGGAAACCAUCCAUGUACCUACGUCAUUGUGUAUACUAGUAAUGACAGCGUACAUAUUACUAGGAACGUUACUCUUCUCAUUCUGGGAGGGAUGGGAUGUUAUAACCGGAACGUACUUCUCUUUUAUCACUCUCAGUACCAUUGGCUUCGGUGAUGUAGUUCCGGGUACGGCUAUGGAUCAGUGGGCGAAUGAACAGAAACUAGUCCUGUGUGCUAUGUACCUGGUGUUUGGACUUUCUCUUAUUGCUAUGUGUUUCAACUUAGUUCAAGAGGACGUAAAAGCUAAGUGUCGAUGGCUUGGUGCGAAAAUUGGCAUCAUUUAAUAGAUUUACAUAGACAAUAUAGUAUAAGAGUAUGACUUGGAAAACAGAAAUCCUGUAUUCAUUACGGAAAUGGUGUCCCCUUACGUAGCUACGUUAUGAAAUGUUGGAAUGGCUUAAAUACCGAUAAGAAAGAAAGCAGUCAUUGUAAUUCAUGUGAUAAACUGCUGCCCAUGUAAAACAUUACAAUGAAGUGAUUAAUUGUGGCAAAAUAGUGAAAAAGACAUAAUUUGUCACAUAUACCAAAUAAAUUACGUGUCGAUUGUCACGUGGUACAAAUAACAAAAGUUUAUAGGACGAUGGCAAAACGCGAGAUUUGAUGUUCAGAUCAGGAGUGCAACUCCUGCAGAUGAGUGUACAAUAGUCAAUUAUAAUAUUAGACAAGAACGGUGAAUUAACUCCUAAUGAUAUAAAUUGGUGAUACUUUAAAACUGUUAAUUAAGGAUGAUUCUUACAGCCAAAAAAAUGGGGUCAUAUUGAAUCUUUUCAGUAAUAUUUUAAACAAGCAAUUUAUGACUUUUUUUAUUUCAAGCUAGCAAAAUUUCACCAAAACAUGAAAAAAAAAAUGUUGACGUGGAUGUUGAACGCCAAAAAACAAAUGUAGAACUGAUUAAUUAUGCAUUUCAUUUCUAUAUAUUCACAGUUGUCAUAACAUCAUAAACAAAUACAUGUAUUUCUAUAGUUUGGUUCAGUAAUUAUAUUUGUUUUGAUUUCUGGACACCUCAUUCCUCCUGAUGUGUUCGCCGAAUCCAGUAUUGUUGAUAGAAACCCGGCAACUAGUCUAUCAAACAAGUGAAGAUAUAAACACUUAUAGAGAUCCAUGUGUAUUUUAUUAUCUGCUGUUUGCUUUAGUUGUUAUUUGAUCUGUCAAAAUUUCAAAACAAGCUCUGCUUCUCAUUAAGGAUUUUUACCAAAGUUUGCCCGAAGCGUCCUUUAGUGAAGGUAAACGAAUUUCAUAUAAAAGAGGGUCUUGCCCUUAGGAGCCUGCAGGGUCAAAUUCGGCCAAUAAAAUAAAUAAAGUCAUUAUUUUUCUGUUGGAAUGAAGGGCUUUUGUAUAUAUUUGAUCUGAAACAUCCUUGGGUGAAGGGACACCAAUUUUUAUACCGCCGGGUCUGCCCCCACGACCCUGUAGGGAAAGGUCUAGUAGGGAAUAUUAGAAAUAAAUUCUUUGAAAUAGUUCUUCUGUCGUAUAUAGGGAAUAUAGGGAAAAGAAUAUAAAAUAGUAAUAGAAUAUAAAAUGGUAGGUUUGCCUCCCCCCCCCUCGAACCCAAUAUGGGAAGUAGAGCAAAUUCUUUAAAAUCCAUCUUCUUUUAAAGGAAAAAGAUUAUAUUGUCUAAAUUUCGUAUGAAACAGUUAAGCAAAUAAUUUGAAAUCCUUCUUUGUAGAAAUUAAAUUAUAUUGCCUGAAUUUGGCAUGAAGCAUCGUUUGGUAAAGAAGAAUUUUGUAGAAACGGUGGUUCUAACAAGUCGAGGGGCCUCUGGGGCGGUGUCUAAAAGUGGGAAGAUAUCAAAUGAUUUGAAAUCCUUCUUCUUUUGUAGAAAUUACACAAUUUUGUCUAAAAUUUGUUUGAAUCAUCAUUAGAUAAAAGUAAUUUUUGUAUAAACGAUUGAUCAGUAGAACCAGUUUUGUAUAACAUAUUACCAGCAGUUGGAAAGACGGGGCCCAUAGUGAAAAGGAUGUGAUUUUUCAAAAUCAUUCUUCUGUGGGAAUAGAAGAAUGUGUUCAAAUUUGGUCUGCAGCGUUCUUGGGCAACAUGAACUGAAGAUGGCUAAACUUGAGAAAACCCUAUUCCCACAAGGUAGAGGGUGUGGCCAAAUAAAGGAAACACAAACAAGUUGACUGAUGUUCAAUUUAACUGUGUAUUUAAAAUCUUACUUGAAACAAGAUAUUUAAAUGUUAGCUAAAGAGGACGGAUGACUGAAAUGCAUUGUUAUAAGUGGAAGAUCCCAAACUGGAAAAAAGUAUUUGUAAUACGACAUAAAUGACAGCCUUUUGCCAUACUCACAAAACAUAUCCAGGUGAGCGAUAAGGCUCUCAGUGCUUAUUGUCUAAAAUUCCUUUUUUUUUCUGUCAGAAAACUAACUAUGCUUUGCUAUAUAAAUGUUCCGUCUAUAACUUAGCACUUUGCUCCAAGGAUGAAUUUUUGAUGAUGGGAUUUAAUGUGUGUAUAUCUUGUUGUCCUUGACUCAUUUGAUUUAAUAUGUGUAUCUGGCCUAUGCUAUAUGUGAGAAUGCUGUGAAUAUUUGGUUAUAUAUAGAGCGUUCAAGUACAUACUUGUACAAAGGUCAUUCGAGGUCAUCAAUAACAUAAUUAUAAUCAUUGCAUGUACCGAUUAGUGUUAUCUAUAUUAUUCAUCAGCAUUAAUAUUCAUUUUAACUAUCCGUUAGAUGUAUCUUUAUGUUCGUAAUUAGCCUUGGGAAAUGGCUGUUUCUGUUUCAACCCGUCUUAAUCGUUACAGAAGCAUGCACCCGAUAAUUUCCCAUUUCCUAUUUCAUUCCAAAGGUAAAUAAGAUACCUAUUUCUGAAGUUAUCAAAUCAUUUUUCUUUUUUCUACUUUAUCCUAUAUUAUCCGCUGAUUGUAAAUUUCUUUCUGGAUAAAAAGCAAAGGAUAUACAUAUGCACUGGAAAUUAAAUGUUUUUGCAUUGGCAAUAUAUUAUGUUAAGUGGUGUAACUGUCAGAUAUUAUUUUUCAUCUUGUAAAAAGGAGGUUGCUAAUGUAUAUAUGACUGAUGUGUAUGUAGCUCAUAGUGUUAAUUUGACACUUGUUCACAAGGAAAUAAAUAUAGGAAUCUUGGUAGUAGAGACACAUUGAGACGCCAUAAUAAUAUAGGAAUCUUGGUAUUAGAGACACAUUGAGACGCCUUAAUAAUAUAGGAAUCUUGGUAGUAGAGACACAUUGAGACGCCUUAAUAAUAUAGGAAUCUUGGUAGUAGAGACACAUUGAGACGCCUUAAUAAUAUAGAAAUCUUGGUAUUAGAGACACAUUGAGACGCCAUAAUAAUAUAGGAAUCUUGGUAGUAGAGACACAUUGAGACGCCUUAAUAAUAUAGGAAUCUUGGUAUUAGAGACACAUUGAGACGUCAUAAUAAUAUAGGAAUCUUGGUAGUAGAGACACAUUGAGACGCCUUAAUAAUAUAGGAAUCUUGGUAUUAGAGACACAUUGAGACGCCAUAAUAAUAUAGGAAUCUUGGUAUUAGAGACACAUUGAGACGCCUUAAUAAUAUAGAAAUCUUGGUAUUAGAGACACAUUGAGACGCCAUAAUAAUAUAGGAAUCUUGGUAUUAGAGACACAUUAAGACGCCAUAAUAAUAUAGGAAUCUUGGUAUUAGAGACACAUUGAGACGCCAUAAUAAUAUAGGAAUCUUGGUAGUAGAGACACAUUAAGACGCCAUAGAAAUAUAGGAAUCUUGGUAGUAGAGACACAUUGAGACGCCUUAAUAAUAUAGGAAUCUUGGUAUUAGAGACACAUUGAGACGCCUUAAUAAUAUAGGAAUCUUGGUAUUAGAGACACAUUGAGACACCUUAAUAAUAUAGGAAUCUUGGUAUUAGAGACACAUUGAGACGCCUUAAUAAUAUAGGAAUCUUAGUAUUAGAGACACAUUGAGACGCCAUAAUAAUAUAGGAAUCUUGGUAUUAGAGACACAUUAAGACGCCUUAAUAAUAUAGGAAUCUUGGUAUUAGAGACACAUUGAGACGCCAUAAUAAUAUAGGAAUCUUGGUAGUAGAGACACAUUGAGACGCCAUAAUAAUAUAGGAAUCUUGGUAUUAGAGACACAUUGAGACGCCUUAAUAAUAUAGGAAUCUUGGUAGUAGAGACACAUUGAGACGCCAUAAUAAUAUAGGAAUCUUGGUAUUAGAGACACAUUGAGACGCCAUAAUAAUAUAGGAAUCUUGGUAUUAGAGACACAUUGAGACGCCAUAAUAAUAUAGGAAUCUUGGUAUUAGAGACACAUUGAGACGCCAUAAUAAUAUAGGAAUCUUGGUAGUAGAGACACAUUGAGACGCCAUAAUAAUAUAGGAAUCUUGGUAGUAGAGACACAUUGAGACGCCAUAAUAAUAUAGGAAUCUUGGUAUUAGAGACACAUUAAGACGCCAUAAUAAUAUAGGAAUCUUGGUAUUAGAGACACAUUGAGACGCCAUAAUAAUAUAGGAAUCUUGGUAGUAGAGACACAUUAAGACGCCAUAAUAAUAUAGGAAUCUUGGUAUUAGAGACACAUUGAGACGCCAUAAUAAUAUAGGAAUCUUGGUAGUAGAGACACAUUAAGACGCCAUAAUAAUAUAGGAAUCUUGGUAGUAGAGACACAUUAAGACGCCAUAAUAAUAUAGGAAUCUUGGUAGUAGAGACACAUUAAGACGCCAUAAUAAUAUAGGAAUCUUGGUAUUAGAGACACAUUGAGACGCCUUAAUAAUAUAGGAAUCUUGGUAGUAGAGACACAUUGAGACGCCAUAAUAAUAUAGGAAUCUUGGUAUUAGAGACACAUUGAGACGCCAUAAUAAUAUAGGAAUCUUGGUAUUAGAGACACAUUGAGACGCCAUAAUAAUAUAGGAAUCUUGGUAUUAGAGACACAUUGAGACGCCAUAAUAAUAUAGGAAUCUUAGAGACACAUUGAGAUGCCAUAAUAAUAUAGGAAUCUUAGAGACACAUUGAGAUGCCAUAAUAAUAUCAAUGUAAUACGCGAUAGUGCAUAUUUCGUAAAAAACAAUGUUCAAAUUCUAAUUACGUCUAAUAACAUGCAUUAAUCAUGAUGAUUAUAGAUGUGUUUUCAUUAAUUCAUGAAUGUAGGAAGAUAGUUUGUGUGUUAAAAAGUUUGCAACAUGCUGGUCGAUCUAUAAGUGAUAUUUGAUGACGUCUCAAGCAUCGCAGUAACGUUGACGUUAAAGAUAUUUUCCCUACGAUUUUUACUGCAAAUACAUCGAAUCUUAUCAAAAUACCGAGUUAUAGUACUAUUUUUGUGCCAUCAUCUGUUUUUUACGUAGGUUGUAAAGAUAGAACUCGCAACUUCUACAAUAUGCGAUUCCAGACCAAAUAAGGCAGUUACACCAUAGGAUUACAUUUCAGCAUUUCCUUGCUUUAAUUUUCGACCGGAAGUGAUCCGGAGGAAGCAGUUUAGCUAUGGAUAAACUUCACUAAAUAACAUGGAUACUGUCAGGAAUAUGAAUGCAUUUCUUCUUUCAUUUAUGUUAAAAGUUAUCAUUAGUUAUAUCCAUAUUACAUGUUAACACCAUAAAUUAUUUGUUCUGGUUUCCUUCACCUUUCCAAGAAUGUGUUUAUCUGAGUUCAAAUUUAAUGGAAAUACAUCUGUACAUUAUAACUUAUGAUGUGCAUGUAGAAUGCCUGAAAUAGGUGUGUAUGGGCAUUACACAGCUAAUAUCGUUUGUGAAUGAUGUGUGAUGAAUUGUGAGAGUUAUUGUUAAGAUAAAACAAGAAACAAUGUAUAGGUAUCUUAUUUCCUUGAAUAAAAUACCAGUCAUAAGCAGACUGCAACAUUCACUAUAUUCCGAUACGUUAAUGCUGUUCAGUGGAAUAUGUCAAUCGAUGUCUUUUCCUGUUUGAAGACGUGAAUUCAAUAUUUGAAAACAAAACUGACCGAUGAAUGUCCUAUAUAGCUGGUUAUCGCCAUUUCAAAUUUCGUGGUCUUCAUCAUCUACAAAUAACAUUUAAUCGAACUUAAUUAUUUACACGUUUAAACUUCUGGGCGUGAACAGUCAGAUUACACAUGCCUGUCUUUGGAGUAGCACAAAACAUUGGCUGCGAUACAAAAUGGAACACUAUUCUGUGGAAACAGUUAACACCGAUCAAAUUUGACAAGGAUGUAAGGUACUUUAGUUCGAAUAAAAACCAGCAUUUUCUCAAACAUAAAACAGGCGAGAAUUAAGGGUUCAAGCGGAGUGCGUCUGCUUUAUUUCAAACGAGCACCACUUAUUGCCAAACUUACAAGGGAAUCAAGAAAGUGAAGGUGCUUUCUUUUAUCUGAGAAAAAUGUGAUUUGUAGUGUUCUUUUAUCCAUCGGGAACAGUCUACAUGGUCAAUAUUAAUUUGAUUUCAUAAGGUUUUGUAUGCGUCAUGUUAACAGUAAGUACGACGUUUAGUCUUCUCUUGUGUCAUAUGUUAAGAUGCUGUAGGUUCUACAUCAAUAAGACGACAUUUGUAUCUACUCAGUUAACAGAGUCAUUAAAUGCAUGUUAUGUUUUAUAUAAAAUCAAACAAUAUGUGUAUUGAAAUACAAUAUAACAAACCAGAGUUGCUGUCAAAGCGAACGUGCUGUUUUGUUUGAACAAACCUACAUUGUUGUUGCGACUGAGAUCAUGGUAUAUCAUAUGACAAAUUGUUUAACAAAAGCCUGAAAUGUUCAAAUAAUCUAUUCAAAAUUUCACAUGACAAACCUCUGAUUAAGAUAUCAGGCAAUGACACAGCGUACGUUUUGUAUUUUGUAUGUACAUAGUACCCAUUUGUAUCAUUGUAAAUAACAUGGUAUUCGGGGCAGGUCUAUUCUAGGUUCUUCUCCUUAAUGCCAAAACGGGUUCCAUAAUGUUCCUAGUAUUGCCUUUUGAUUAACCGUAUAGACAAUGACUACAAAUUUCGGCUGGUCACACUAUACAUUCUAACCUGAUUGGAAGAUGUGAGUACAUAUUUACAGAUGAAUAUGUUUUUUUUAUUCAUAUGAACAUUGUGUAUAUUUAACUGCUAACAAGUGUGAGCAACCCACCCAGGGACUUAAAAUGAUGUGAAUUUCUUGACAAUAUUAAAAUGUUUAUUAAAGUAAAAAAAAAAAACGUUAACACUUCUUCAUUUGAAAGUUCAAUUUUUGAAAUAAAUGUGAAGAAAUCUCUAUCCAUUUAAAUCCCUGUGGGACCUGAGUUUGAAACAGUGUCUUUCAGCUUCCGACGGUUUGUCCAUGUAUAUAUAAACAUAGAAAAAUAUGUAUCAACCAAGUAAAAAAGGUGUGAAAAUGCAAAUAAAGUGAGUGAGAAGAGGAAUUAAAUAGCGAUUGUUUGUGCAAUGGUUUUCAUGUUAAUGUUUCAGUUUAAAUACAUAAAGUCAUUUUUUGAAUUUG